AUGAUUCUCAACAGGACAUCUUUCACGGUACAUUUGAUAGUAUUUCUAGUGUGUCUGGGGAAGACUUUAGGGUGUCGACGCGUCAAUCCGAAAGCUGAUCGCAGCAGCAGAACGUCGCUGGAAGAAGAGACCGUGAUUGAACCAACCGACGGCUCUUGCAUGACCCUUGGGAGCGGCACGGAUCAAUAUGGCAAGAUCCUAUCAUCUCAUGACGCAAGCAAGUCACAGGACAUCUUCAACGUCAGCAUUAUGUGCGUAUACGUCAUCGAGGCCAAGCAACCAUUUCAGAGGGUGAUGCUUGACUUCAGGUGGUUCGAUGUGUCCCGCAGAUAUUUUGAUGACCCGUCGUGCGAACACGCCAGUGUGACAUUCUACGACGGCCCUGAUAUGACGUCACCCGUACUUCGUGACACAACGUGUGGAAGCCAACGCCUCCCGUUGCUUACUUCCAGCCAAUCAGCGCUGACUAUGCAAAUAUACGCAAGCGGUAACCUGAGUGUGGUCGACUUCAAGGCGGUAUACUCUUCAUUCAGUAACGAUUCAUUUUGCAGAAGCACUGAAGAAUCAGAGCCACGCCUUCUUUGCCAGUUGACCAAUAGGUGUAUCUCGAAGGCUCUGUCAUGUGACCGACAGGGCGUGUCCAACUGCGGUGACGAGGACUACAGCGAUCAAGUCAACGAAAUAGCGCCCUCUUCCUGCCCAGUGACGUACGACAUUGACUGGACGCCACUUCUCAUCUCCCUGGCCUGCACGGCAGCACUGACGAUCCCGUUCCUUCUGUACUGGUGUUGUUGGCGGCCGGGUUACAUCCCGUGGCUCUGCGGUGCGACUAGACGGGCGCGAUGCUGCGAGAUGGGCCGGUGCUGCACGACUCCGAGUAAGCAUCUCUGCUGGCGAGCCAGUCGCCCCUGUUCCUGCCGUGGUUGUAUGGGGUGUGCGUGCACGUGCUGCCCGGGGGCUGUAGGACCUCCCCACGGAGGGAAACCUUCGAGAAACCCGCAGAGGCAGAGUAAAAUCGGAGGAUCAGAAGCGGGUCCCACUUCAAGAGGCAGGCGAUUUGGUGUCAAUUCGCCCAAUAAUGUAUUUGUCGUUGUGGGUGACACUCAGCAUGGCGGGAAGGAAGAUGGUAGGAGACGACAGCAAAGGCAACCCAACGAGGUGAAGGAGGCGUUUGCUGCCUCUGCUGUCGACCAGAGCAGUGGGGGUCAUCUCAAAGGCGAUGCCGGCAGAAGCAGAAAGUCACAAAAGUCAUCCCGAGAUGCGGCUGGUAAGAUUGACACUGAUGCUAGCAAAGACAAGUCGUCGAGGGUCCAUUUCGUGCCGACCAAUUUGGGAAGCGAGACAACAAAGCCCGUGCAUGGGAGGCCGGGCGUCGGCGGGGAUCCAUCAUCACGGCACGACCAGGGAUCGUAUCCAAAUGCCGGCAGGUCUUUGGCCAAGAAGACAUUCAGUGCUGGUGACGGAGCACACGUCAGAGAGGGCCGGUGAUCUCGAUUAUACCGUACACCUUCAUUUAUUGUAAGGUGAAAUUGUAACUUGGGAAAUUCUGGGCAUACUUAUUACGUGGCCCCCAUCGCUGGAACCACACCUUGAUUGCUCGGUUCUUAAAAGUGAACCUAUAUGUAGAAUUACGCGAGCCUUAAUCAGCGCUCAUGCAUGGUCUAUGUACAUAAUAUUUUACUUACCAAUUUGUUUUCAGUUUAUUGGCUAUUUAGGGAGAAUUUCCGGGCUUUUUUUUAACCCGGCCAUUUUGGCAUUGCAUGAAAACAUCGUGUCCGUUAAAACUUUGACUAGCAUUGAAAUAAUUCAUUGCAGCUGUAUGAUAAUUCUAAUUGUCUUAUCAUAUUUUUCUUGAUUAUUAAUGUCCGCUUUUAAACUGGUUGUAGGCCUAGAUAAUUAUGUGAAAUUAUCAGGAAUCAGAUAAGAUUCCAAAGUUACAAAUUUAAAGUGUGUAAUGGGCAUGUGUACUGUUUUGUUGGUGGUGUGAUCCAACAAGUAUACCGUGGUUACCACGGAUAUAUUCCGCGUCUCAAAAACUAUGCAGCAAAGUAUUUACUGAUGAAAGAGAUAUACCCAGACUGACACCGUUUCUUCAUGGUUCACUGUAAAUUGUUUGUUUUAAACACUAAUGUGCGUGCUCACUUAUAUGUGUUGAACCCUUAAAAUGAGUGCCAUGACAGUUUUGAUAUGAAUUUUGGGCAUGCCCAAUCAAGGGCGGAUCCAGAACACGAUUUUGGGAGGCCAAACAAAUUUGGGUCCCCCAAAAAAUGGGUAAAAAAAAAAGA
Molecule: messenger RNA, 2285 nt
Organism: Patiria miniata (bat star)
Lineage: Eukaryota; Metazoa; Echinodermata; Asteroidea; Valvatida; Asterinidae
Exons: 5
Coding region: 1-1488 (495 amino acids)
Source: RefSeq, a predicted model, not a curated record